CGGAAGAACAUUGGCAUUAUUAUUAUUAUUAUUAUUAUUUUGGCAUUUCAAAUCUGACAGACGCGAGAAGAAGAAAAGAAGAUCACAGCCAUCCUGGUGGUUUCCAGAAGAGCUGUUUUAAGACAUGACCUGCGUGUGGUUUAGAGCAACCCUGCACCUCUGCCGCCUGCGGUUAGCGUCCGGUUGUGGAACACGCAGAAAAUAUGAUUGUGUGAAGAACGGGGCCCGUGAGCGCACGCUGUCGGCUUUGCGCGCGGUCGCCGGCGAUGAAGGCGUGUGCGUGGGUGCAGCACUACGGGAGCAGCACGGCAGAGAUGAGUCGGUGCACAGAUGUCGCCCCCCAGAUGUUGUGGUGUUUCCCCGCUGCGUGGAGGAAGUCAGUGCUCUGGCCAAAAUCUGUCAUCACCACCGACUACCCAUCAUCCCUUUUGGCACGGGAACAGGUCUGGAGGGAGGAGUGGGCGCUCUGAAGGGUGGAGUUUGCUUCAGUCUGAGGAAGAUGGACCAGGUGUUGGACCUCCACCAGGAGGACUUUGAUGUGACAGUGGAGCCAGGUGUCACUCGAAAAGGACUGAAUUCCUACCUGCGUGACACAGGGCUCUGGUUCCCUGUGGACCCAGGCGCUGACGCAUCUCUCUGUGGCAUGGCUGCCACCAGCGCGUCGGGCACUAACGCGGUCCGCUACGGUACCAUGCGUGAGAACGUCCUCAACCUGGAGGUGGUGCUGGCUGAUGGGACAGUUUUCUGCACAGCUGGCAGGGGGCGCCGUCCAAGGAAGACGUCAGCAGGCUACAACCUGACCAACCUGUUUGUGGGGUCAGAGGGCACCCUGGGGCUCCUAACCAAGGCCACGCUGCGCUUGUACGGCCUGCCGGAGAGCACAGUGUCUGCUGUGUGCUCCUUCCCCUCUGUGCAGGCAGCCGUGGACAGCACCGUGCAGGUGCUGCAAGCCGGGGUCCCCAUCGCCCGCAUCGAGUUCCUGGAUGAUGUGAUGAUUGAUGCCUGUAACCGCUUCAACUCCCUGUCAUACCCAAUAAUGCCCACCCUCUUCCUGGAAUUCCAUGGCAGCUCCAGGAGCCUGGAGGAACAGGUGACCAUCACAGAGGAGAUCACACGAGAGAACAGUGGUUCAGACUUUUCCUGGGCUGAGGAUGAGGAGACCCGUGCUCAGCUGUGGAAGGCUCGACACGACGCGUGGUACGCUGCGUUGGCACUGCGCCCAGGCUGCAAGGCGUACUCCACCGACGUGUGUGUGCCACUGUCUCGCCUACCUCAGAUCAUCGUGGAGACCAAACAGGAUCUGAUCACAAACAACCUCACAGGUCCUAUCGCGGGUCACGUGGGUGACGGGAACUUCCACUGUAUCAUGGUUCUGAACCCUGAAGACCCAGAGGAGGUGAAGAGAGUUCAUGAGUUCACCGAGAGGCUGGCCAGGAGGGCUCUGGCUAUGGAUGGCACCUGCACAGGUGAGCAUGGCGUGGGUCUGGGGAAAAGGGCCCUGCUGAGGGAGGAGCUUGGACCCCUGGCCAUGGAGGUCAUGCAGGGUCUGAAGGCCACACUGGACCCCAAGAACCUCAUGAAUCCUGGGAAGGUCCUGUAACCCAGUUUGGGCCCAACCCAGUCUAAAGGUCACCCUCAUCAGCUAUUCAGUGUUCUCAGCGACUUGGUUCAAACCUAGGGUCACUCUGAGAGGGUCAGAAGCCAUAACACACUCCAGCAGUGCUUCCUCAGAGCCUGUCACAUGUAUUGGUGGAAGCGUUUGAGAAAUACCUGUUCACGCUGAGCACUGAAUGUCCUGCAUCACGGUGUACACUGAGAUUUGUUUAUUUUUUAUCUUAGACGUCGGUGCAUAUUACACGAGUGUGUUUUUAAGCUGGGCUGUGAUUCUCCUAGCUGAAGUGGCUCGGUUGAACCAGGUCAGACACAUGACUCAGACACAUGAUAACAAA
Molecule: messenger RNA, 1949 nt
Organism: Electrophorus electricus (electric eel)
Lineage: Eukaryota; Metazoa; Chordata; Actinopteri; Gymnotiformes; Gymnotidae
Gene: ldhd
Product: lactate dehydrogenase D
Biological process (GO): lactate catabolic process
Cellular component (GO): mitochondrion
Molecular function (GO): D-lactate dehydrogenase (NAD+) activity; FAD binding; D-lactate dehydrogenase (cytochrome) activity
Source: RefSeq, a predicted model, not a curated record